AUGUCGGACGAGCUUAUAAAAGUGGUUAAUUUUGACGGUUUUAUCAGCCACGUCGGUGAUUCUGGUGAAGGCUCGGAAGUUAUUGUUUAUGUGGCUCAUGUUAUUAGCGACGAUUCCAGAAUGCGAGGAGGAGGGGAAGUCGGAGUAAGACAGGAUUUGUUUGAUUGUGGAAAUCAUGUCAACAAUAACGACAAUGAUUUUGGUAUCGGUAAUGUAUUCACCAUCCGUGUUGGGCAGUGCGUGGAACGUGUUGCUGCAAAAAAUAUUUCUGAAGACGAAAGAUUGGCAAAGGUUAAUUGCACUGUUAAGUUUUGUCGAAAAGGUUGCUAUAAAAAAUGA
This is a messenger RNA of Loa loa (African eye worm), 339 nucleotides long. RefSeq lists its product as hypothetical. The record is from RefSeq and is a predicted model, not a curated record. Lineage: Eukaryota; Metazoa; Nematoda; Chromadorea; Rhabditida; Onchocercidae. Bases 1 to 339 code for a protein of 112 amino acids. The transcript is spliced from 2 exons.